This is a messenger RNA of Oldenlandia corymbosa var. corymbosa, 1278 nucleotides long. The record is from the annotation of a GenBank genome assembly. Lineage: Eukaryota; Viridiplantae; Streptophyta; Magnoliopsida; Gentianales; Rubiaceae.
AUGAAAUAUUCUUUCAUAGAACAGGUUUAUAGUGUGGAGACUGCACCCACUCAAAACGCAGAAGAUUUGAAAUAUAUGAGAGUAGAGAAAAAUGAAACAGAGGCAUUGGACGACGAUGGGGUAAUUGAUCUUUCCAUUUUAAUUAGUCCGACUAAUGUAACUAUUACUUCUUUUUCAGAUAUGUUAGUGGAGCCAAGUAUAGAGGAGUCCGAACAGAAAGUGAUGGAGAACUUUUCCAAGAAUGAGGUAGUAGUUGGAGAAGAUACAUCUGGUAUGUUACAAUUAAUACUUUCUUACAAAUGCAAUGAUCCACGUAUAUUUACUCUACCGUGUUCUAUUGUUGAUAUAAUUGAUGAAUGGAAAUUUCUAAAAUUAGAGUCGAAACCGCCACCUAUAUCUCUAGAUUGUGCAUAUGGACAUCUUCCUCAACCUCCUGCAAUAGGACUAAAGAUAGAUGCAAUUUUAGAAAGGCUAGAUAGAUGUGGAGUAUUUAAGGAAAUUGUUAGGGGAGAUUAUUUUCCACCUCAUUUUGCUGAUUCUAUAUAUGCAUUUGAAUCUGAAUCAAGUCUAUCUAACUUUGAUUUUAUUGAAAUUUGCUCAGGGUUUUAUCAUAUUCCAUUGUUAGCAUCCCCCAACAUCAUUCAAUCAAAAAUUCAGAACUCCAUAAGCUGGAUUCCUUUUAUUUUGCCGAAACACCAUAGUCGCUCAAGUUUACCACCAUCAUCAACCGUCUCUCUCUUCACUGCCGCUCACACUUCAUCACCGUCGGUGUUGCUUCUGAUUGCUGCCGCUGAUCGCUGCUACUCUUUUCUCCGAUCGCUGGCGCAAUUGUUGCCUGUUGCUGGCGCCGUCAGCCACCAUACCAUCCUCAAUCACUCUGCUGCUGCUCUCUUUCCGUCAACUACCAUCAUCAUGAAUUACUUCGCUGCUGCAAUUCUAGAACCUUCAUCGACCGCUGUGCCAAUCCAUUUGCCGCUGCGUCAAUCUACCACCAUCCACCGCAUCAUCCUCAUCAUCGGCGAGCCGUUCGUCAGACGCCAACACCAGCAUCCAUCACGUCCCUCUGCAGCUGAGAUUCCGAAGCUCGUCGUCGACCCGAUUGUCGCCACGGUUGUCUGCUGUUCCAACUCCUCUGUUGCUGGCGGUUCGUGCUGCCGGUUUGGAGUCCACGUUGCUGUUGAUAUUUCCGUCAACGUGCAUCGUCUUUAUUUCGUCAUCAUCAUUGAUGCUUCAACCUUUGAUCCGCCGUCCUUCCUCCUUGGAGCAGAAUUACCAUAA